AUGCCUCCCAAGAAGAAGACGAAGACAUCUCACUCGCGCGCCACCGCCGCCAUCUCUGGCUUGAACAGUGGCACCGCGAAGACUCCGGACUCGGAGACAGAGUCGAACGCCACCGAUGUGGCGAAACCACGCCGCCAUGUUCGCGGUCGGCGUGGAGGCCUCAAGGACAUGCCAAACAUGCCAUUCGAUAUUAUCAUGGAGAUCGUGCAGCUGUUGCAUCCGCGAGACGUGCUGAACCUCGCACGGACGACCAAGGGUUUCCGAGCAUUCCUAAUGGAUCGUAAACAGGAAUUUCUUUGGAAGGCUGCCAGGGCGAAUGUAGAGGGACUGCCAGCUCUGCCCCCUUGGCUUUGCGAGCCUUCGUACGCCAACCUGAUGUUCUUCCCGCAGUGUCAUGGAGAGCUGGGGAAGCAUGCCAAAGACCCGUACCUUGUUCCGGAAGCCGGUCGUUCGCGGCGGGGUGGGUAUGUUUACUUCAAACCUCAAAUCGAUGAUUUCCGCCGCAAGUGGGCGGAACUUUCCGAUAGAGAGGAGCAGAUCCGAUUCGUUCAGGAGUGUCAGAAGGACACCGAUGUCUGUCUAGAUAUCUCUCGUGAACUUGAGGAGUGGGCCUCAGACCAGAAGGAGAACAGAAAGCAAGAACGGGACGACCUCAAAGCCGCAAGGAUACAGGCAGUUGAAGCGCGUCUUCACGAUGAAGGCUGGGAGAAGGAGCUCGCCUUCAUGAACUCCAAGGAUUUUGAGCGCUUGCACGGCCUACCGGCUGUAUGCAAGCCGGCAGCACUUACAGAUCGGGCAUGGAAGGGUAUGCAACACGACGUAGUUGCACUCAUGCAGGGGUAUCGUAACGAACGCGUACCGCGCAAACAUAUUGAACCACUACUGAAUGAUGUACAGGGAGAGCUGGGGAAGCAUGCCAAAGACCCGUACCUUGUUCCGGAAGCCGGUCGUUCGCGGCGGGGUGGGUAUGUUUACUUCAAACCUCAAAUCGAUGAUUUCCGCCGCAAGUGGGCGGAACUUUCCGAUAGAGAGGAGCAGAUCCGAUUCGUUCAGGAGUGUCAGAAGGACACCGAUGUCUGUCUAGAUAUCUCUCGUGAACUUGAGGAGUGGGCCUCAGACCAGAAGGAGAACAGAAAGCAAGAACGGGACGACCUCAAAGCCGCAAGGAUACAGGCAGUUGAAGCGCGUCUUCACGAUGAAGGCUGGGAGAAGGAGCUCGCCUUCAUGAACUCCAAGGAUUUUGAGCGCUUGCACGGCCUACCGGCUGUAUGCAAGCCGGCAGCACUUACAGAUCGGGCAUGGAAGGGUAUGCAACACGACGUAGUUGCACUCAUGCAGGGGUAUCGUAACGAACGGUUGGUAUAUGAGCGGCGCUCGUUGCUGGUCAGGAGGAUGCGGCUGAUGCGCGAAGCUUUCGCGGAGCACCUUCAACUCAUGCGACAAUGCGAGGGACCGCGGACUAUGGCCGACGAUCUCACCCCCCAAGCCGGUGAUGUCGCGUACCUGCCUCAAUUCCGCGAAGUCAUCGAAGCGAAGUCCGAAGUGGCCGUCACCAAAGCAUCCUUCGCCCCACUGUUGACGUCUUGGCCCGAGCUCUCCGCAAGCUGGACAGCUCAGCACAAGGCGCAUUUCACGGAGAUGCUGCUGCCAGCUCUCAAGGAUACGAAAGCGGCCGAUUUUGAAGAGGUGCUCGACCUUGCUAUAGCAACAUUCCGUUGCUUGAGGUGCCAGGCAGGCAACUUGCGCUGGCCUUUCGUCCUUAUCCAUGGCUGUUUUCGUUCUCGGUCCAACAGCGCCACGGAGACCGACUUCGAUUUCGCUGAAUUCCGCGACAUAAUCAAUAUGUGCGGGGAAGAUCCCGAUAUGGUGACGUGGGAGGCGAUGCAAGAGCGUCCGAAUCCUGCGCGUCUGAUGUGCAAGGACUGGUGUCUGAAGCCCGAUAGGAAUCAAGUUUUCGAUUGGCGAGCAGCGUUCGACCACAUGUGCAAACGCCAUAGUUAUCGAGAGGUCGCAACCGGCGCAACACGAUGGCAGCUCGUUUCAGAGGAAGAAGCCGCCAAGGCUACAAAGCUCGCGGAAGCUCUGGAUGCUCUGAACAAGGCAGAGUGGUACAAUUCACAUCGCUUCGCGGGGAGCUAUAACAUCGCGUGUUCCUGGUGCACCAGCUAUUGUUCACGAUACGUAGAACAAGUGAGGACGCACCUCAAAAAGAAGCAUGGACAGGACGAACCGCGCGAGGGCGUGGACUACUCUGAAUCCCAAGCAUCACUUAUGCGGAUGUAUAGUGGCUUGCCGCCAGUGUGGAUCUGCUCUGCUGAUCUCGCAGACAACGAUUAUAUCAAACGUAUGGUUGAAGAAGGCAAGGGUUUCUUCGCUACUUCUCCUGCGGAGGCUUCCGAGGACAGUGUACCCGCUGCUUCAGAUAUCUAG
This is a messenger RNA of Trametes versicolor FP-101664 SS1, 2430 nucleotides long. RefSeq lists its product as uncharacterized. The transcript has 15 exons. The record is from RefSeq and is a predicted model, not a curated record. Lineage: Eukaryota; Fungi; Basidiomycota; Agaricomycetes; Polyporales; Polyporaceae. Gene Ontology annotation, molecular function: protein binding. Bases 1 to 2430 code for a protein of 809 amino acids.